Molecule: messenger RNA, 2929 nt
Organism: Amoebophrya sp. A25
Lineage: Eukaryota; Dinophyceae; Syndiniales; Amoebophryaceae
Source: the annotation of a GenBank genome assembly
AAUGCUGUGUGGUCCUCGUGUUCGGCUCUUAGUUACGGCCUAAAAGCCGCAAAAAACAAGGAGACACAGAAAAGCGCAAACGAGAAUCACUCGGAAAAAACGCGAUAGCGUAAAAAAAGAGAAAAUGCCAGAGACUUCGAGUAACACAAAAAAGGGCGUAAAUAAGAAAACGGCAUUAUUCACAUAAAAUCAAAAUGCAGCACCACUACCUUCUGCAUAUUUUUGACGAAAACAAAAAUGCAGUACUAGCCUCUUUCUGGUGUUUCUGGCAUUCCUCUUGUGGUUUGCUUCUUGGCGUAUACUGGUAUGAUUUGCCCAAAGUGCGGUCAUAUUCAGUAGUAUUUUCCAUGCCAGGUCUGUAGUGUUGGAUUAUGCUCUCCCCGGCUUAGUACGUUGCUGCUACACUCUUUGGAACGGUUUCGACUUAGUUCCCUAGGGUCUGGUCUCAAGGUUGAUUGAGCAGGUGAAAUCGGAGACAAAUGACAUGACAGCCUUCGUUUUCGAGCGAAGUCGUACUUCAGGCGGUUCCGAUGGAACUGAUCCUUCCUGAAGAUAAUUCGUGGAUUUCAUACGGGAUAGAUAGAUAAUGACGUGACAUAACAUCAUACUCAUGGAUAUCAAGAUGCCAUCACCCCGUUCUUUCAGUGGUGCCACAUUCUUUACGGGCCUACAACUGAUUUUCGUGGUCGUUUUGCGAAGAGACGCCGCCUGCGCGCGUGCGGCAGAAGAAUCUCAACAUCAUACAGGCGGGAAUCAAAAGAUCAUAUCAGCCUAUGGGAGUGUUCUUGAAGUUCCAGACGCCAAUGCCCGCGAGAGACGAAAUCAACGCUCUGCUUUGCGGGCAGAGGGAGAUGGGGAGCUUGAAGAGGGCCGCCGAGUAGAAGAUGACUACGUUCAGGAGAAGGAUUGUACUCAACAAACAACUAGUAGUGCCAUCUUUACGGCGGAUGCUAGAAGGGCGACUUACACGACAGAAGGAAAAGACACUGCUGAAGGAGGGGAAGACAAGACAGCCAGCAGGCUGCCCCGAAAAGUCGACGCAACCGAUCAAGUGCGGCAAGAGAAGCUGGAGGAGGAGGAAAAUGCGGAAAACGAUGAAGAAGAGUAUGCGAAAGACAAUGUUACACAGCGUGCGAGGAGCUUCACAGCAGAAGACGAACAGGGCUUCACUGUUACAUCAAGUAGAGUAAACGUGCGUAGUCCUUGGACUCCAGAUCCCGUUGAAAUCUCGACAAGCGACUACAUUGAGAACGUGUGGGUCAGCUCCACGAGCCACUCACAGAUUGCCGUGAACCGUCGUCGUUGCUCCGGUGCCGAUUUUUAUGGCAGGAAUGUUUCGUUCUGUGUCUGAUAUUGCUACAACGUACACAGGGUUUCUAUCAUAUUGAGGGACAUCAUGAGCCAGGUGUGGUAACACUUUGUCCAUCUUAUGCUAGACGCGUUGACACCACGGUCUAGCAUGAUGAAAUUGUCGAUGAAUUGUCGAUGUUGUCGAGUAUUAUAGAUAUAUGCCUUUGUGGUUGAUAAAGUUCAAGCGAUGAGUGUGCUACUUUGUUGAAGAGGAUGAAAUGUUGUGAUCAUGUAGGUCUCUUUCCCCAAAGACGUAAUAAGAAAGAAAACAACUACUUGUUAUCAUGAUUGAGGACGCGAGAACUAGACUUUUCUAAGACAGAGAAGUCGAUGAUCUGGUAGUUGGUGGAGGUGGGGAGAUGCUAUACGAUUACAAUGAUUUUUCGGUAGCUACUUGCGAAGGGCCUCGCAAGGAGCUCACCUUUUGGCAGGCGAAUGUGCCCAAAGUCGGUGGGGACGACAAGCAUCCUACCGUGCAAAUAGUUUUCAAUUUAUGACGAUUAGGCGUAAAUUACCCGAUCAAAUUCCCUCGUCUUACUGCCUUCAUCACGAUCUAUGAUUUAUUAUGAGCUUCAACUCAAGAAGUAGAUUAAUGACCUACUAAUGAAAGCGCCUACAAUCUAAACAAUUCAUCACUCUUCUUAUUAUAAGCGUAAUUCGUACUUGGGUGCUGGUACAAUAGGCCUACCUCGAGCAUUCCUCCGACGUGUGGCGAGAUAAUUGCUUUGAUACUGAGACUGUAACAGAAAAUACUCUGGUUGUCGCUGUGUGUACAGCUUGGAGCAAUGUCGCUCAUGGCUCGUAGUAUAGAAGCCCGGGUGGCACCUUCUACCACCCACGAUCUUUUGUCUGCUUGACAGACAGGCGAACGAUCCGGGAGUGCAUACCCCCAGCAGAGCACUUAACCUUCGAAAUCUCCAGGAGAUGGCUGUCACGGAGGUCCGUAUUCGACCUGCAGUUGAUUUGAGUCGUUUAAUGCAUUCUCCUUUUACUACUAGAUACAUUGUCAUCAUCAGCCUCAAGCCGAAAGGAAACGUUAUUCAGAUGAGACGUCUAGUACUCUAAUUUUUGUGCUUAUGCAGAUGCGACACAAGAACAUUUGGAUACCACCGGAGAUCAGUUGCUGGGCAUCGGACGGCGAUCGUGGUGCAGGGAUGCAUUCGAACGGUCGUGCUACCGCGAAGAUACUGGCUUCACGUAUCCUGAACUCAAGUAUGUCGCCACUCUAAAUCUCAUUGCACUGUAAAGAAGCCGAGUACCUGGGAUUGUGACACAUGAAAUUGGAUGACGAUCAUCAUACUUGAAAAAACUAAGUACAACUAAGGAUAUGGACGAGUAAGCCUACUUUGCUUGGUAUGAUUAAGAGCGACGGGGGUAAUAAAAAGCACGAGCGAGAGAAAAUACUUUCCAAUCCAUAUACGGGACUAUUUGGGUAGCCACAGACAUAUGUAUGAAGUUGAAGAGCGAGGGGGCAGGAACGAGACCUCUUUACUACCUAAAGUCGUCUUGUUUUAUGUGUUUUGAUGUGUGUUAAAGAGAAGUAUUUUCUAAGUUCGUGAUAACAAGUUUCGGAACGUGA